Messenger RNA from Penicillium angulare, 2427 nucleotides. Its product is annotated as DUF3824 domain-containing protein. Lineage: Eukaryota; Fungi; Ascomycota; Eurotiomycetes; Eurotiales; Aspergillaceae. The record is from RefSeq and is a predicted model, not a curated record. The coding region runs from base 1 to 2427 and encodes 808 amino acids. The transcript is spliced from 4 exons.
AUGUCGUACGUCUACAGAGAACGCGAGCGCGAUCGCGACUAUGAUGACCGAAAUGUUACAAUCAAACGAUAUGUCGUUCCAUCCGACACCCGAGACGAUCGACGUGAUUUUAUGAGCAGCCGAGAUGAUUCCUACGGCGACCGUGAGGUGGUGAUCCGUCGCAAGACAGAACGUGAGGAACCCGUUUCAAUCCAGCGCUAUGAGAGAGACAUCGAAUAUGACCAGCCCGUUCGUCGCUACGAGCGAGAACAUUAUGAACCUCGUUAUGUCAGCCCUCGUCAAUCCGAGUACGAAAUGGAUGAUGAAUACUACCGCCGCCGUGUCGAUGACCGCUCUUCUCGCAGAGAGAUAAGCCCCGGUGAUUCGAUCUCACAAGCUAGCCGUCACCGAGGCCGCAAUCGUGACGCCGAAUACAGCAGCGACGAUGAGUACUACUACCACGAAGAGACACGCAACUAUGAUGGUGACCACCCCCAUCAUCGCCGUCAUAUGGCCGAAGGUGCCUUGGUUGGUGCAGGUGCAGCAGAGCUGAUUCGCAGCCAUCGCAGGCGCGAGGGUGAUGAGGUCAGUCAUGGUGUGAACCACGCCUUAAAGACAGCCGGUGCUGGUGCUUUGGGUGCCGUAGCGGUUAAUGCUGCCUCCCAUGCGCGUGAAUACUAUCGCAGCAAGAGCAGGAGCCGACGCCGUUCAGUUGAUGAUGAUCGUUCCCACCAUUCGCAUCGCCACAGCCGCCAUGGUAGCGGUCGCUGGAGUCACAGCCGUAGUCGCAGCCGCUCUAAGUCGCAUUCUCGCGCAAAGACCCUCAUGGAGGUUGGUAUUGGUGCCGCCGCAAUCGCUGCUGGUGUUGCUGCCCUAAGAAACAACAAGGCUGCCGAUGAGCGAAAGAGCCGCUCGCGUACUCGUUCCCGAUCUCGAGCCCGUGCCUCCAGUACCGGUCGCUCAGCGUCAGGCAAAGACGAUGCUCGCAGCAUGUCUGAGCGUCGAAAGCACAUGGCAGGAGCUGGUUUGGCUGGUGCAGCAGUGGCCGGACUUGUUGAGCAUCACAGAAGCAAGUCUCGCUCCCGUAAGGGUGAGCGUUCCCACAGCCGAUUGAGAAAGGCCCUCCCCUUAGUUGCCGCUGGUCUCGGAACUGCAGCUGCAACUGGGCUCUGGGAGAAAAACAAAGCCGAUAAAGAGGGCAAAGAGCCUGGUAGCCGUGGAAGAAGUCGAUCGAAAUCCCGAACUCGUGGAUCUUCCGAUAGAUACCCUGACCCAACCCGGGACUCUGCAGGUCUGAUCGAGUAUGGCAAGGACCCAGUUACUGGCAGCAUUCCCGCUGAGCACUACUAUGGUGCUCCGAAUGGGGACCCCGCUUAUUACUCGGACGGUGGCGAAUACAACCGACGUCCGAGCCGCAGCCGCAGCCGCAGCCGUGGUGCCAGAUACAGCGGUAGCUCAUCUGGUUCGGAUCGUGGAUCCCACCGACGCCAUAGAAAGCACCGCAGCCGUUCUAGAGACUUGGCUGGUGCCGCCUUGGGUGCUACAGGCUUGGGAUAUGCUGCCCACAAGUACUCGCAGUCUCGGGAACGGAAGAAGACUGAACGGGAGCAAGACAGGACUCGGUAUGAGGAUGCUCACCAUGAUCCCUAUGAAGAGUCUUAUGACCCGGCACCCUACCCACCUUCGCCUCCAGCUGCCAAUUACCAGCAGCCUCCCCAUGACAACUAUUACCCCAACAAUCCCAGUUUUCCUCCGCCCGCUGCCUCGGCUACCAACCUAAAUGAAGCCCCGCCUAAUGCGUAUAACCCUGCGGAUUACCCACCUCCCCCAGGGGCAGCGCCUCCAUCCCAACCCUACAACUAUGGAGCACCUGGACCAGGAACCGAGCAGUAUGCUCCACGGGCGCGGAGAGCUGACGAGAAUGUGAGUACUCCAAAGAGCUCCAUCCCACCCAUUAAUAAUCUCAACGUACACAAUGCAGGCCUAGCGGAAUUUUCUGCCAAAACGACUUCGAAGUCCCUUUCUCCGCAAUCAGAUCCUCAGAUACACCCAAAUCCAUCAUCUAAGUCUGUUUCUUUCAACAUCCAGUCCCAGAGUCCACAAAGGCACGACCGCGGCUAUGAAACGGACGACAGCGACUCGACUAUUGACGCCCAUGGGCAUAACUCUCAUUCUCAUCGGACCAGCCGUCGUCGUCGAUCCAGUUCUAUCCCACAUCCGCCCAUGUCUUAUCCCCGCUCCUCUAAUAGUCGUGAACAUGAAUCUCGAUCACAACCCCAUUCAUAUAAGCCUGCAAAGCCAUCUAAAUAUCAAGAGCCAGAUUCCGAUUCGACGAUUGAGAUGCCCGAACGCUUUGAUACAAACGGUCAUCUUUUGCAAGGCCGCGAAGACACCGAAGCCACAACGAUUGAAGAUUUCAUCAACCGGGCAGCAAAACUCUUUGCUUGA